Spirodela intermedia is the source of this 360-nucleotide messenger RNA. NCBI's taxonomy places the organism in Eukaryota, Viridiplantae, Streptophyta, Magnoliopsida, Alismatales, Araceae. The record is from the annotation of a GenBank genome assembly.
AUGGCCACGAAGACUCAAGCCACGACGGCAUUCCUUCUUUUGAAUCUAUUGUUCUGCACAUUCACCUCUGCCCAAAUCCCGGGCCUUCCCGGCAUUCCUCUGCUUCAGUGCCCUCUCUUACUCCUGGAAACAGCGGUCUGCGGUGUUCUACUCAACCUCAUCAAAAUCGGAAAUUUCACCGCGGCAGCUAAUUCAACUUGUUGCGCUUUGUUAGCACCUCUGACGAAUAAUGUGGCGGCCGACUGCCUAUGCAUCUCCAUAAAGGCUAAUUUGCUUGGUCUCAACGUGAGCAUUCCUGGUGACAUUAAUCUGAUUCUUAACUCCUGUGGCAAGAAUAUCACUAUCCUGGGUUGUCCAUAG